AUGUAUUAUAAUCAAUAUAUACCCACCCAACAAUUUCAACCACAACCACAGCAAAGUGAUGAACCUUUGUCAUAUAUAAAUAAAAAUAACAAUAAUUCUGAAAAUGGACCUAUUGGUGUACCAGUUGCAAUACUGCCACCAUCACCAGUCAUAAUUCAACCAACCAUUAGCGAUCCUUUGUUGCCUAAUAAAAAUAAUCUUAAUAUUAAUUCACCAUCAAAAAAAUUAUUUACUGAUCCAAUUUUUUACUCAGUAUUCUUGGGCUGUUUUUCUUUUAUUGCCUCAACUUUUUCUAAUCUAAUAAGUUAUAGCUCUUGGCAAACUCAAUUUAAUGUAUUAGGAGUUAUUAUUAGUAUGCUAUCAUGUUUUUUAGCGCCAAUACUUAUAUCAAGAAUUAAACAAAAAUUCUCAAUGUUAAUUGGAAUCAUUGUUUUAUUCAUUAUCACUAUUACACUUAGACACUCUUAUAAUCGAUCUUUAAUUAGUGUUGGUAUUUCUCUUUCAGCAGCUGCAACCCAAUUAAUUAUGAUUAGUGUUUUCUAUUUACUCAGCUUAACAACUUUGGAAUCUAAAUAUAAAACUUUAUUAUUCUCUUUAUAUUUCCUUGUAAAAUAUUCACUUUCAAUCUCAAUGCAAAUUAUUCCAACCUACAAUUUUUCAAAUGUAAAUCUUAUUGUUCCAUUAUUUAUUUUAGCAUUAGCUUUUAUCCUUUUGUUAUCAAAACCAGAUCACCUUGAAUUGAUCAAAUCGGUAUAUAACAAGAAGGUUGUUGAAUGCAUUCCAGGCCCAAAUGUUUUUAAAAAUGAAACGGUUUCAAAAAGCAUUUUCCUUACAGCCCCAAUUAUCUUUUAUAUUGGUUUAUGUAGCUAUAGAUAUAUAACCUUCUCUUAUUUGGCUAGUGCUCUCACAGUAAUCCCAGUUGGUCUUUUGGUUGAUAGAUAUGGAAAAAAAAGAGUAUUCCAAAUAUUAUUAUUACCAGGUGUCAUUUUUGUUGGUUUGGCUAUUGUUAAUCUCUUUUUAGCCUACUUUAUUGGUGUACAUUAUGGAUAUAAUAUUAUCAAUACCAUUAUUAGCAUCUCUUUUUCAGUUUUCAGUUCGGGUACAAUGUUAAUCAUCUACAGCAUGAUGGGUGAAGUUUUUCCAAGAGAAAAAUUAUUAUCAGGUGUUUCAACAAUCAGUGCUUUCUUUGCUAUUGGUUUUUUAAUAGGCUAUAUCUUUAACAUUGGUGCAGUUAUUUAUACCAUUGGUGAGUUUGUCAUAGUUUUAGCAUUUAUCCCAUCAUCUUAUUUCUUUUUCGAAUAUUUAAAAAAUGUCGAAAAUAAAUAA
Molecule: messenger RNA, 1326 nt
Organism: Dictyostelium purpureum
Lineage: Eukaryota; Evosea; Eumycetozoa; Dictyosteliales; Dictyosteliaceae
Exons: 3
Coding region: 1-1326 (441 amino acids)
Source: RefSeq, a predicted model, not a curated record